AAAAUUAGUAGGGAAAUGGAGCAUAUACACUCCUGAGGUCGAGGCGAUUGUCAACAUUAGAGUUUCUCAGCUCCAUCCUCCUUGGAGAGUGUCGUCACUUCCGGUAUAGUUUCUGUCUCUGUGAGGAGAAUACCUCCGGCUAAAGAACAGAUUGUCAGAACUCAGGAUCCGUUAAGAACACAGUUUACAAUUACUCUCUUCUUGGGCUUGUUGAACCACAUAUAAUUUGACAACAUGUCUAUCACUUCAAAAAGUAUGUCUUUGACUAAAGAAAUGUCUGUGGAGGAAUCUUACUCGAAAACCAGCAGCAGCAUCUCUUCGAGCGUGAUGAGCAGCACGCUGGAGAGCAGCAGCAGCCUCAUGUCCUCCACCCUCGGUGACUUGGAUUCUGGCAUAUCUUCUGUGGUCAGCAAGAUCGAUUCCGACAUUCUCGACACCACAAAAGGACUCUCUUCAGGUUUGAAGUUGUCUUCAGUGGAAAAGAGUUCUUCUGUGAUGCAAAGCGAAAACAGUUACUCUUCGAAGAAACUGGAAUCUUCUUCCUCAGUGGAUAUCCAGGAGUCCAGUCAAUCCAUGUCCAUGAGCAUGUCAAAGGAAGAAGUGAGUAUGUCAAAGAGCGAAGCCAUUUCCCAGUCCAAGGCCAUAAGCAAGUCUGAAUCCAUUUCUUCCGAAAUCAGCGAAGAAAAGCCAUCCGUCUAUGUAGUCGUCAUGGAUUACACGCCCAGGGGCGGAGAUCCAGAAGGGCUCUUGGUGACAGAAGGGCAAGAAGUAGAAGUUAUUGAUUCGAGUAGAGCUCACAAGUGGCGAGUCAGACUACGUAAAGACGGAACAGAAGGCACUGUACCAUCUUGCUACUUGGAAAAGAAAACGACAGUCACCCCACCAAUGUCUCCACAACUGGAUCCGAAGGCUCAGGCCACUAUAGCACGAAGAGAGAAAGUUUUAAAGGAGCUAGUGGAGUCAGAAGAAGCAUUUGCCAGAGACAUGCAAUAUGUUGUUAACAACUACAUCAAAGAAAUGGAUAAUAAGAAAAUGCCCAAAGACCUACGUGAUUAUAAGGACGUACUUUUCUCAAAUUUCGCAGCCAUCUCAGAAUUCCACAAUAACGUUCUUAUGAAAGGUAUUCAAUAUUAUGCAGAUGAUCCUGCCCGCCUUGGUAAAACCUUUUUGAGGCUGGAACGGGACUUCGACAUGCACGUGGCUUAUUGCAGAGAUGAACCUGAAGCGCAACACCUCCUUCAAGAAGGACCACUAAAAGAAUAUUUUGAUGAAUUCAGUAGAAAGAUUGAUGAUGAAAAAUCACUCGCAGAACAUUUGAAACUGCCUAUACAAAGGAUUAACGAUUAUCAGCUACUUCUGAAAGAACUCAUAAAAUACACAGCUAGGUUAAGAGAAGACACCACCGACUUGGAGAAAGCUCACGAUUUCAUGCAAGCCAUUCCUCAGCGCAUUGCUGACCUGCAAUACAUUAAUUCCAUUCAAGGCUAUAAAGGAAACAUCCACAAGUUAGGCAGGAUACUCAAACACGAUUGGUUCGAAGUAACUGAUGGCAAUAACUUACGCAGGGAGAGGUUACUCUUCCUGUUUAAGGGAAGGAUCUUCAUUACUGACCACAAACGUGUUGGCAGCACUCGCUCAAUAUAUCUAGUCAAACAUGCCAUAAAAUUACCUGAGGUAGAAAUCGUGGAUUGUGCCGAUGACGACGACCUGAAGCUCCGUUUCCAGAGUCUGAAAAGUGGAGCCGCUGGAUUUCCGUUCACCCUCAAAAGCAAAACCAUCGAGCAAAAGGAGGAUUGGCUCAAGGCCAUUCAAGAAACAUCUGGACCCCACAUUGAAGAUUUGGGGGACGAAGAGCUGGAUCAAAUUGAAGAUCAAGGAACAAAAAUUGAGGAAUUCUAUGAAAAGCAUGAGACCAAGGUGGAAGUCAUUGAAGACUUCGAAGCAUACGAAGAAAUGCACACGGUUAUAACAGAGAGUGUGAGAUCUGGAUCUCUUACAUCAUUAGAAGAUUUUCACUCUGCGCUGGACGACGAGCCCUCUCUGUGUCUCACGGCCUCCGAACAGGAGUCCGGGGGUCCUGGUCGACCCCGAUUCACGGUGCCUUUGAAAGCAGUCACCUGUGCCGAGGGUGUAGAAGCUGUCCUGGAGUGUGAAGUGUGUGCCUCUCCUGAUGCGACAGUUGCUUGGUUAAAAGAUAAUUCUCCUUUGACCUCCUCCCAGAGAGCCAUUCUGGAGGCAGACGGAGGAAAGCACCGCCUCCUCAUAAAGAAGACAGAAUGUGUAGAUUCUGGCCUUUACACGAUCAUUGCAUCUAAUGUCCAGGGCACAACGUCCUGCAGCGCUCCUUUGACUGUCAGCUCUGCACCUGAUACUUUGCCACCUACAACACCUGGUGGUAGUCCGUUGUCAUACGGACCUAUCUUCAGAGAGAAAUUGCGUGAUACUGAAUUACAGGAAGGCACAGACUUCAGAGUCUGCGUCAUUGUUGAAGGCGAACCAAAAUCUGAGCUGAAGUUCUACAAAAAUGACGAAGAAAUCGGAACUACUGGCAGAAUACGGUACCACAAAGAAAAUGACGAAUGCUACGAGCUGAUAAUAGACAAAGUUGAAAAAGAUGAUGCUGGGAAGUACUCCUGCGUUGCCAAAAGUUCUGCUGGUCAGAAUGUCACUGCAUGCGAUAUAGCAGUUACAAGCCCGAAAGUAUUCGUGAAAAUAGAGGAAGAUCGUGACAGGACCUCAACGCCAGACAUAAUUGACAAUGUUCAAUGGACUAAAGAUAAUGGUGGCAUAGAGGUAGAAUCAAGCGAACGUUUCAAAGUUGCCAUAGAUGAAUUGGAAGACACUGUAUCCUUGAUGUUCCAACAUGUGACACCAGAUGAUGCUGGAAUGUACACAUGCGUUGCCAGCACCAGUAGUGGUAAGAUAUCUUGCAGUGCUGAACUCACAGUUCAAGGUGGACUUCUUCGAGAUCCGGAGGCUCCUAAGUUGAAAGCUCAAACAAAGACUGUUGAUGUCAAAGCAGGAAAUUCUGCCUUGCUCGAACUUACAGCGACAGGUUUCCCGAAACCAGUAAUCACAUGGACAAAAGAUGGCGAAGAGUUGAAGAUGGGAGACAAAUUCGUAAUGCUCCAGGAAGAUGAUGAGACAUUUACAAUGGCAAUAAAAGAUAUUAACCAGGAAGAUAGUGGAAAAUACUGCGCAGAAGCUAUCAACGAUAUGGGCAAGGAUGACAUCACUUAUGACGUCCGUGUAACAAGUCCACCCAAGUUCCUUAAGCAGAUGAAAGGUAGCAGCGUUUUGGUUGGGGAAGACAUUGAGUUCUCUGUAGAAAUCGAUGGGUCGCCUGAGCCCACCGUUGCAUGGAGCAAAGAUGGCCAAGCCCUGUCUCCUUCCGAUAGAGUUCAAAUAACAUCGGACGGCAAAAUAAAGAAGCUGAUCAUAAAGAACGCUAAAGUUGAAGAUGCUGGAAAUUACUCUUGCAUUAUCAAAAACGAGCAUGGAAGUCAGGGAGGAUAUGGAGCCGUAGAAGUGAGCUCUCCAGCUAAAUUCGUGAAAGGUCUCAGCGAUACCAGUGUAGCUUCCGGCCAAAAUGCAGAAUUUAACGUUACGAUUGCUGGAAAUCCAACGCCAUCUCUUAAAUGGUUAAAAGACGGAAAAGAAGUCAAAAUUGACGACUCCCACAUAGUGCAGCGAAAGAAAGGAGACACUUCAUACACAUUAACAAUCAAGGAAACCACAACCGAAAACAUAGGCGAAUAUUCCUGUGAAAUCGUCAAUGAAUACGGAAAAGACACAUCUAAAGGAUCUUUGAGUAUUAAAGAGAAACUCGGAUUCAAGAAAGGAUUGAAAGAUGUUGAAGUUUUAGAAGGAGAAGAUAUCGAAUUGAAAGUCAAUAUUUCUGGAACUCCGAAACCCACUGUGAAAUGGUCUAAGGAUGGCAGCGACUUGACCAUCGAUGGCGAACACGUUGAACUAAGGAAGGAAGAAGCGGACGACUCCCUAACAGUUAUUGUCCAUAAGUGCACCACAGAGGACAGUGGAACAUAUAAAUGCACCAUCACUAAUUCAGAAGGCUCGGAAACUACCAAAAGUGAAGUGAAGGUCAAAGAGGAUAUUCAGGCUCCAACUUUCAAGAAGCAGUUAAAAGACAUGACCGUUACGGAAGGCGAGACAGUUGAAUUUUCAGUGAAAUUCUCCGGAAAACCACAAGUGAAAUGGACCAAAGGCGAUGCUGAGUUAAAGAUAGACAGCAAACAUUUCGAGUACAAAAAGGAAGAAGCUGAAGACUCGUUGACUCUCGUUCUUCACAAUGCUCAACCUGAAGACAGCGGAAAGUAUUCCUGUAUCAUAACAAAUUCAGCUGGAUCUGCUACCACGACGAGCAAUGUAACAGUCUCCGCUGAAGAAAAAGCACCCACAUUCCAAAAGGGACUCAAAGACCAAUCUGUAAAAGAAGAAGAAACGGUCAGUUUCAAUGUGAAAUUUACGGGAAAGCCCAAACCAACAACCAAGUGGGAUAAAGAUGGUGCCGAGCUGACCAUCGACAAUAAACAUUUUGAACUUCGCUACGAAGAGGCAGACGAUUCCUUGACUUUGGUCUUGAACAAGGCAACGAAGGAAGAUGCAGGAAAAUACACUUGCACUAUCUCGAAUUCAGUUGGAUCUGAAAAAACUUCUAGCAAAUUAGAAGUAAAAGCUGAUGAACAGGCCCCUACAUUCCAGAAAGGACUCAAAGAUCAAACUGUAAAAGAGAAUGAGACAGUUAACUUCAAUAUAAAAUUUACUGGAAAGCCUAAACCAACUGCUAAGUGGGACAAAGACGGUGCUGAAUUGACCAUUGAUAAUAAGCACUUUGAACUGCGCUACGAAGAAGCAGAAGAUUCCUUGACUUUAGUCUUGAACAAGGCCACAAAAGAUGAUGCUGGCAAAUACACCUGCACUAUUUCCAAUUCUGCCGGUUCCGAGAAGACAUCUAGUAAAUUAGAAGUAACAGAAACAGAAAAGGCCCCAAAGAUUAUUAAGAAGUUGAAAAAUAUUACCACUAUAGAAGAAGAGACUAUAGAACUCACUGUUGAAUACGAUGGUGUUCCAAAGCCUGAAACAAAAUGGAAAAAAGAUGGUAAAGAUAUAGUCAUUGACGAUGAUCACUAUGAACUCACCACAGAAGACAAAUCAGAAACCCUGACCAUCAAUGACGUCACUAAAGAAGAUGCAGGGGAUUAUUCCUGCACGAUUACCAACUCCGCUGGUUCGGACACAACAACGUCAACGGUGACUGUUAAAGAAGAGACAAGUUCUCCGAAGUUCACAAAAGGUUUGAAAGAUCAAAGUGUGAAAGAAGAACAAAUUGUGAAAUAUACCGUUAAGUUUACUGGCAAACCGAAACCAUCAGUCAAAUGGGCCAAAGAUGAUGCUGAGCUUAUGAUCGACGGUGAACAUAUUAAGUUAAUAGAGGAAGCUGAUGAUUCAUUGACAGUUGUCAUCAAAGAUACAAAGAUAAAAGAUUCUGGAAAAUAUUCUUGCACUAUCACAAAUUCAGAAGGAUCUGAGACCACCUCGAGUAAACUCACAGUAUCUGAAUCAACAUCAUCUCCUGAAUUUACACAGAAGUUGAAAGACAAAGAUGUCAAAGAAGGAACUGAUGCAGAAUUCACUGUAAAAUUUACUGGAAAACCUAAACCAAAUGCAAAAUGGACCUUCGACAGUGCAGAGCUCACCAUCGACAACAAGCACACAGAGCUGAAGACCGAAGAGGAUGGUGCUUCUCUCACUCUGAUCAUCCACGGAGCCACCAAAGACGAUGUUGGAAAAUAUGCCUGCACCAUCUCAAAUUCUUUCGGCUCUCAGACCACAAGCGGCAGGUUGACAGUCUCCGUUGCUCCUCAAUUUGUAAAAGGCCUAGAAAACAUUGAAGCUGAAGAAGGUGCGCCAUUGCGUCUUAAUGUCAAAUUUGAUGGACAGCCUGAGCCUAAAGUUGUCUGGAAGAAAGAUGGCAAAGUUGUGGAAAUAGAUGGAAAGAACGUGAAAACCUCCAUUGAAAGUGAUGAUUCUGUUACUUUAAUUAUUGAUAAAUUGAAGAAGGAAGAUGUUGGAAAAUAUACCUGCGAAAUUACCAAUCCUCAUGGAUCUGAUGCAACUUCUGGAAAUGUGACAGUUACUGGAAAGCCAGUCAUCAAGAAAGCACUGGAAGACAAAGAAGUGACAGUGGGAGAUACCAAUGUCGAAUUAGUUGUAGAGGCAAAAGGAACACCAAAGCCAGAAGUCAAAUGGUUCUUGAACGGAAAGGAAUUGUCCGAGAGCGACUCUUACUCAAUUUCCUCCGAUGCAGAAAAAGGUGUUUACAAGCUGAUAUUGAAGAAAGUGACCUCUGAGACAUCAGGAGAAGUGAAAUUCGAAGCAUCCAAUCCAAGUGGCAAAGCAGAUUGCAAAGGAAAACUUACUUUACUAAAGAAACCAAGUUUCUUGAAAGAUCUAACUGAUGUUACUUUAUUGGAUGGGGACACUCUCACACUUGAAACUUCAGUUGAUGGAUCUCCUGUGCCCACUAUUAAAUGGUAUAAAGGAAAGAAAGAGCUAACUUCAGAAGAUGUCACAAUAAAAAGCGAUGGUUCGAAUCAUAGCUUGGUUAUUGAAGAAACUGCCAUCGAAGAUAGUGGAGCAUACAUCUGCAAGGCCAAAAAUAAAGUAGGAGAAGCUAGUCAGCAAGCAACAGUUACAGUCAAAUCGAGGAAAGACACUCAGGCUCCCAUGUUCAUCACCCAUUUGUAUGAUCAAACUAUUGUUGUCGACGAUGCAGGAAGACUGGAAGCAAAAAUAACCGGAAAACCUGCUCCAGAAGUUACAUGGUAUCGAGGAGAUGGAGAAUUAAAAGCCAAUGAACGAACUAUCAUAAAAAGCGACGCCGACAGCAACACUUACACGCUUACUCUGAAGGAUCUGAAAAUUGAAGAUACUGCAAAAUAUGCAUGCAAAGCAGUCAACAAAUACGGAGAAGCUCAAGAAACAGCUCAAAUUACGAUCAAAGAACCCGUGGCCCCCAAAAUCGAAGAACUGGAGGAUCUGGAAGUGAGAUAUGGAGCUCCUGCAAGACUGAAAGCCAAAAUAUCAGGCUUCCCUAAACCUGAUGUCAAAUGGUUGAAAGGUGACAGUCCCAUUAAGGCUAACGAACAGUUUGAAAUCUCUGCGAAUCCCGAAAGCAAGAACUACGCUUUGUCUAUCAAGGCUGUCAAAGUGGACGAAAUCGGCUGCUACAAAUGCGUAGCUUCCAACCAAGCUGGGGAAGCGUCCGCAGAGUGCACGCUUUCAAUCAAAGGACAAUUACCUGUGUUUGUCAGGGAUCCUAAAGACCAAUCUCUUGACAUUGGGGAACAAUUCAAGUUCGAAGUUGAAGUGCAUGGCUUCCCUGAGCCUGAAAUAACAUGGCUUAAGGCUAAUAAACCCGUUGAAACCAACAGCCAUUUGAAAACAACAAAGAAUGGAGAUGUUUAUACGCUUGAAGGUACUGUAAAAGCUAUUGAAGAUGCAGGUGUCUUCACUUGUAAGGCUAUCAACAAAGCUGGUGAAGAUACGAGGAAGGCGACCUUGAAGAUUUCUGAUUUUGCCCCUAAGAUCACUGAAAAAUUGCCAUCAUCAGUUGAUCUUACCGAAGGAGAACCACUGAAAUUAAAAGCCAAAAUUGCAGGAAAACCCGCUCCAGAAAUCAAAUGGGUGAAAGAUGGUAAGCCUUUGAGGCAAAGCAGUCGGACCAACAUGUCUGUAUCUCCAGAUGGUACGGCCGAGCUCAGCAUAGCUGAUAUGACCCACGACGAUGCAGGCGUCUACAAAGUAGUGGCAACGAAUGAUAAAGGACAGACUGCUUCGGAAUCCAGCGUUGGAGUUGCUUUCCGUCCUAAAACUACAAAACCUUUCGUGGGACAACUACAUCCUGUAGAAGCUGUUGUUGGAAAGCCAAUCGUGUUGGAAGCCAAAGUAACUGGAAAUCCGAAACCUAAAAUUGAAUGGUUUAAAAAUGACACUAAAAUUGAAUCAGAUAAACACGUCAAUUUAUCCGAAGGAGAAAACAAGGCUAUUUUGACCAUUGAAAAGGCUGAAAUGAAUGAUGCUGGUGAAUACAAGUUGACUGCCACAAACGAGUUAGGAGAAGACAGUUCAUCGGCACCUAUUAAAGUAUCUGAACCUGGGAAGAAACCAGUGAUUGUGAAAGAACUAAAGGCAGGAAAAGUUUUAGAAGGAGAAGAAGCGAAACUCCAAGUUGUUGUAUCAGGGCAGCCAAUGCCAACCAUUGCCUGGAUGCAUAAUGGUAAGAAUGUUCUGGAAGGCCAGCACUCUACCGCAACAAUAGACGAAAACGGAGUCGCAAUAUUAACCAUCCACGAAGUGAAGUGUGAAGACGGAGGUCUGUAUACUGCCAUAGCAACCAACAAACAUGGAAAAGCUUCCAGCGAGGCACCUAUCAUUGUGACGCCACUCGUCAAACUCGAUGCAGAAAAGAAACCUUCGAAAAUAUUUGAAUUUCUACAACCUCUUAUGCCGAAACUUGUUCCUGAAGGUAAACCAUGCAUUCUAGAAGCCAAAGUGACAACCGAUCCUAAGCCUGCAUCAAUCAAAUGGACGAAAGACGGUAAAGAAAUACCGCCAUCGGAGCGAUAUCAGAUUUCUGAAGAAGCAAGUGGUUACCUUAAACUAGUCAUCGCUCAGAUGACACCUGCAGACAGAGGCAAAUAUGCCGUCACUGUAUCGGAUGGAGAAACAGAAAUUAGAAGCGAAGCAAUGGUUAAUAUGAUGCCUUCUAUGCCGGGAAUGUCCGGAAACAAACCCAUCUUCUUGAAAGGCCUGGAACCAUUGAAAGUUUCAGAAGGAGGAACCAUCACACUAAAGGCAGAACUUCCACCUGAUUCUGGCUGCACUAUUAAAUGGAUGAAAGAUGGUGACGACAUAGUGAAGAACGACCGUACUCAAAUUCUGGAGCAGCCAAACGGGGCUAUUGCACUAGUCAUCGAGGCCGCCAUGCCUGAAGAUUCAGGAAAAUAUGUGGUCAUCGCCACCAAUGAGGAAGGAAAGACAAGAAGUUCGGCCAAUGUAGCCGUUGUAGGUGAUGGAUUCAGAUUGCCUGAGAUCUUGGAAUCUUUGAAACCAGCUUCGUUUGUUCAAGGAGAACCUGGUAAACUUACAGCAAAGAUUGACGGAGAACCUAAACCUGACGUUAAAUGGUUGAAAGAUGGUGUCCCGAUAGAGCCCAGCGACAGAAUUAAGAUGCGACAAGAUCCAGAUGGAACUGUGACACUUGAUAUUGAGAAAGUACAGCCAGAGGACGCCGGGAAAUACACUCUUCUCGUAUCCAACAUCGGAGGAGAAACGAGAAGUUCGGCGAACGUCGAAGUCAUCCAAUCCCCACUGUUUGUGAAACCUUUGGAACCUGUAACAGGUGUAACUGAGUGCCCUGCUAAGCUGGAAUGCAAAGUGUCUGGAGAUCCGAUUCCAGAUAUCAAAUGGACGAAAGACGGAAAUGAAGUUUCCGAUGAUGAUCCUAACAUACGAAAAAGGCAUCUUCCGAGCGGCGACGUCGCUUUGGUGUUCGAUAAAUGUAAACCAGAGAAUGCUGGAGAUUACACUUGCACAGCUACGAACAAACAUGGAGAAAAGUCUUGCUCGGCUCCUUUGAAAGUGAUAAGUAAAGAUAUCGAAGGGCAACAUAAGAGUUCUCCUUCAUUCGUAUCACCUCUCAGCGACCUGAAAGUCCAAGAAGGAGACACAUUCAAACUGGAAGCCACUGUUUCUGGAAAUCCUAUUCCUGAAGUUCGCUGGUACUUGGACGAUCAACCCAUAUCAAUUUCAGACACAAUCCUACCGACAUUUGAUGGAAAGAAGGCUACUUUGAAAGUGUACCGUUGUAAUCCUCGACAUGAAGGUGUUUAUGAGUGCAAAGCCUCCAACAAUCAAGGCGAUGCUAGCUCUAAAGGAAAAGUCUCUGUGCAGCCACAUACUCCGCCGAGAUUCAUCGAACGGUUAUCUGAUAUGCAGUGCUUGGCGAGCCAACCAAUGAAGCUUGUAUGCCGAGUGGAAGGCGUUCCCGAUCCCCAAGUAGAUUGGUAUUUCAAUAGGAGAAAACUGGAUUCAGGCAUCAAAUACUCGAUACUGAGGGAAGGAGACAAAUGCAUCCUCACUGUGCCCCACCCACGACCUGCAGAUUCCGGCAUCUACGAGUGCCGAGCCAGGAACGAAGUGGGUAAAGACUCUUGCAGCGCCAACAUUGCAGUAAGUGGAGCUGAUUCAGAAGGAGAACCAGCUAUGUUCUUGAAGAAACUGAAGGACACAUCAGUUCUAAAUGGUAUGUCUGCCAAACUAACAGCCUGCAUCUGUGGAACGCCAAAGCCUGAAGUUAAAUGGUUUAAAGAUGGUACACAACUCUCUCCAGACAACCGACUGACAUUGGAAGAUGAUCGUAAUGGUGUCAUUCGACUUAUCAUUAGUGGAGCACAAAAGGCUGACAAGGGAACAUACCGAGUUUCAAUAGCUAAUAAAUUUGGCAGUGAUACAUGUACAGCAACCCUCGACAUAGAAGGAGAAGAUAAACGAAAACCUGAAGCAAAAAGAGAAACACCGAAACCAGUCGUUUCUACAGGCCCACCACCUCCAUUACCUCAUGCACCUUACAUAUUUAAAAUGACUGAUGACACAGCGUCUCUGGGUUGGAGACCAUCCAUUCCUCAGUACCCACAGGUUCCAUACACUUACCGAUUAGAGUUCAGCAGGUUACCCGAAGGACAAUGGUCUACAUAUAAGUCAGGAAUCAAAGAUUCAUCUUGCGACGUAAGAGACUUGGUUCCAGGUGUAGACUAUAUGUUCCGCGUGCGAGUAGAAAAUCGUUACGGUGCCAGUGAACCUUCUCCUUAUAUCACCGCUUACAGAAGCCGCCUCCUCAGAGCACUGACUCCAGCUGACUUUGAGCCCAAAGAUUACGAUUUAGAACAUUUGAAAUUGGACAAAUAUGCUGCUGCUCCCAGGUUCCUCCGAACGGAAGAGGACUGCACGUAUGCUAUACGCGGACAUCCCGCUAGAGUUGAAUUCUGGGUCUACGGCUGCCCACAGCCUAAGAUAACCUGGUAUUUCAACAACGAACCAGUAGAGUCCGGAAAAUACGACUUCCUUGAAGACCGCAAUGGUCAAGUCAUCCUCUUUAUCACUCGCAUGGGCGAUAACGACGUGGGAACGUAUACUUGCAAAGCUGUGAACGAACACGGAGAAGCACAACGCAAAAUUAAGCUGUUGAUUGCAGAUCCACCUGUCUUCACGAAGAGACUGGAACCACAGACGAUAAUGAUUCGAAAGGGUGGAGAAUUCAGAUGCCGAGCCAUUGGAGUUCCCUAUCCCAAAAUCAAAUGGUUCAAGGACUGGCAUCCUCUUGCCGAAUCGAGCAGAAUACACAUAAAAUGGGAGGAACCAGAGACUUGCAUAUUAUCUGUCAGCGAUUCCAUUUUGAAAGAUGGGGGACUUUACACAUGCACUGCUACAAAUGUUGGUGGCACUGCAACAACAUCAGCAAUGCUGAGCGUUGAAGAAUGCGAGAACGAAUAUCAUAUCCUCACAUAUCAGCGACCGCCGUUUUCGAAGCCGAACGAAAGACCAUUCGAAGAUUUCUACGAUAUUGGAGACGAAGUGGGAAGAGGAACGCAGGGCAUAACUUACCACGUCGUGGAGAGAAAAACGGGCCGUAGUUUAGCUGCUAAAGUGAUGCACGGAGCAGACAAACUGAUGGACUUCAUGACUGCCGAGAUGGACAUCAUGAACCAGCUCUGCCAUCCCCGGCUAGUCCGGCUCUGGGACGCACAUCAAACCAAGUCUUCUCUGACCCUUGCCACUGACCUAUGUGGAGGAGGUGAACUUUUACCAAAUAUCAUCCACAGAGACAAGCUGACAGAAAGUAUUGUCGCUCACUAUAUUAAACAAAUAUUAGAAGGUUUACAGCACAUGCACGAAAAAAACAUUGCCCACUUGGGGUUGACUAUUGGAGACAUUCUACUAACCAGACUCAACUGUGAUAACAUUAAAAUUGCUGAUUUCGGGUUGGCAACACGCCUGCAUUCUGGAAGAGAGUUCAUUCAGGAAUAUGGCCAUCCAGAAUUCGUGGCACCUGAAAUUGCCAAUAAACAGCCAGUUUCUUUGGCUGCCGAUAUGUGGAGUGUCGGAAUCAUUGCCUAUAUAUUACUGACUGGUGAUUCGCCUUUCCUGAAAGAAAACGACCGAGAAACUCUGAAAGAGGUGCAGAAGGGCCAGACCAACUUUUUCCACGACAAUUUUGCAGUUCUUUCUGAUGAAGCCAGAGACUUUGUUACUCAACUGCUCCAGUUCGAUCCGAGCAAAAGAAUGGACGUUCAUUCAGCUCUGAAGCACAAAUGGCUUGAUUUGGACUCCGUGCCAGAUAAAUGUGAUGAACUUGAAAUCGUCGACAGCCUGAGAAAUUAUCAUAAGAGAUGGAGAUCAUGGUAUUCGAAUGCCUCCUGUCGCUGGUUCUUCAGGCGAAGGACCCUGGAGUCGUGCUUCACUCACCCAAGCAGGAUGAUCUACCCUCCAGACGAGGUGUACACUCCACCCGCUACACCGGACAGCGAACUGGACAGAAGUCGAGUGAAGCCAGGCGCUUUCGACGAUGUCACUUACAGGCAGAGAAUCGAAAGAGAAGCCAUAGAUCCCAGAUCCGAAAGCCAUUACCAGAAUGGUCCCGAUACAUUUUUGCUUCCUCUACGAGAUCCUGAUUUCCCUGUCCGUAUCAGAAGGUACCUCAAAGUGGGUGCAAACCGCAGUCCUCUCCUCGCCAAUCACCUGAGAGACAAGCAUUGGGGCUACAGCGAUGUUGCCGUGAAGGAGCGCAGGAAGUUCGUGGACGUAAUGGACGAAGAAAUCAACGACGAGAAGAGGGGUGUCUCCAGGUCUGCCAAUCUCAGACUGAGACACGAGGUUGGCACUCCAGGAUCAGGAUACGAGCACAUAGAGACCAGGGCUCAGAAAAAGAAGAGAGGAUUCAGGGGAACAGAAGGAACUGCACCGUUCUUCCGUGAGAAAAUCAAGCAUGUCGUUGUGCGAGAGAAUGAAGAUGCCGAGUUCCACUGCCGGGUCACAGCUUCGCCAGAUGCUCAAGUUUCGUGGUUCAGGAAUGAUGGCAUUCUCAUAGAAAGUUCCAGAAUAAUAAUAAAUAAAUGGUCUGAUGGACGUUGCUCGUUGACCUUGAGACCUGCUAAAGCUUAUGACGUUGGCGUGUACAAGUGCGUUGCCAGAAAUCCUCAUGGAAUUUCAGUCUGCAGAGCACGUCUGAAUCUUGGAAAUGUCUCUGUUAAGCCUGAACCACCCAAGGCGGAUAAAUGUUCAGACACUGAAAUCUUUCUUACGUGGCUGCCUCCCAAAUUCGAUGGUUUCAGUCCAACCUUUGGAUAUGCUUUAGAAUGCAGAGAGGAAGGAAGUGAAACGUGGACGAAACUAGCCAACAAUAUAUCCCACGAAUUUUAUUUGGUUAGAAAUCUGAAGCCCGAAACUACUUAUUAUUUCCAUACCUGUGCGGUCAACAAAUUCGGUUGGAGUGAAUUCAGUGAUUCUUCUGAGCCAAUCAUGACGCUCGCCGAAUCUGCACCCAAAAUCGAACUGGGCAGAGCCGAGUCGUUUCAACAGGAUCAGACCGACAGCGGCCAAGAAUUGAUUCUGGACUCUUUAGAACAGGUCAAGUUAGACUAUGCAAGAGAAGAUGAACCAGUGACUCUGGAAGAAGCAGAACCCACAGAUGUCUACAACUAUAUAUCCGAAGUUGCAAAGGGUCGCUUCUCACUGGUGAUGAAAGUAUGGCACAAAAAAGUGAACGGUUCAUUCGUGGCCAAGGCUCUGGACUUGACAGGCGCGGCCGCAGAUGCAGCCCAUAAAGAAUUCGAUAUCUACAGGUCUUUGCAACACGAGAAAAUUGCCAACCUGCAUUCCGCAAGCAUCUCCAAGAAUUCGAUGUUCUUCGUCAUGGAGAAGCUCUCUGGCAUCGAUGUCAUCAGCUUCCUUUCCAUGAGACCGCUCUACACAGAAGAAAUGGUUUCGAGAAUUAUUCAUCAAGUGAUAGAUGCUUUGGAGUACCUUCACUUCCGAGGCAUCUGUUACUUCGAGUUGCAGCCGGAUAAUGUUGUCAUGGAGGACAGGCAUCACCAAAAUAUCAAAUUGGUUGAUUUCGGAAGUGCCCAGUAUGUACCAGAAGGAGGAGCCAAGGUCCAGGUGCAUGGAAAUCCUGAGUAUUUAGCUCCUGAGAUUUUGAAAGGGGAAGAAGUCCAUACACCUGCUGAUAUCUGGGGAGUUGGCGUCUUGGCAUACAUAUUACUUAGCGGAGUCUCGCCAUUCGCUGGAGACACUGACAAAGAGACCAAAGAUAAUGUUUUGUUCGUAAGAUACCACUUCGAUCACCUGUACAAAGAAGUCACACCUGAAGCGACUCACUUCCUAAUGCAACUCUUCAAACGAACCCCUCAGAAAAGGCCGACCGCCGAAGAAUGCCUCGAGAACAAGUGGUUACUACCGAAUGAGUUCAUGAUCAAGAAGCGAGAGCACGCCGUCUUCCUGUCGCAUCACCUCAAAGAAUUCUCAGAGCAGUUCCAUUCCCUUAAGAGCAAGUCAACGCCUGCACAUUUACUAAAUAUCUUCGGAAAACCGGAGACGAGGUAAUGGCUGAAAUACCUACUUACGGGAACUGUUUCCAUUUGCCAAUCAAGAAUAACUGUAAAGCACAAUAUCAACAAUACUGGACUCAAUGCUUUACAAAAAAAAAAGUGCUUCAAAAAUGGAAUCAUUAUAUAAUUGUUUUAUUAUUUGUUUCUGUGUUAAGUGCAUGUCAUUAGAAUAACAAGAUAUGAAGAAAUCUUGCUUCAUACAGUGCAAUAUGGACUUUCAACAUAUCAGAAAUAAUGCAUUUGAAUUUAAAAUUAAAUGUUUAAUCAGAUGUGGUUUCCUAUAAUAAUAUAAAUAAAGAAAUUCGAAGACUA
This is a messenger RNA of Argiope bruennichi, 14999 nucleotides long. RefSeq names its product obscurin-like. The coding region runs from base 235 to 14682 and encodes 4815 amino acids. Gene Ontology annotation, molecular function: protein kinase activity; protein binding; guanyl-nucleotide exchange factor activity. NCBI's taxonomy places the organism in Eukaryota, Metazoa, Arthropoda, Arachnida, Araneae, Araneidae. The transcript is spliced from 99 exons. Gene Ontology annotation, biological process: protein phosphorylation. The record is from RefSeq and is a predicted model, not a curated record.